UCCGUGAUGUCAAGAGUCACUUGCAUCAAAGCAUUAUUUAGACAACGCUAAACUUUCCGAUCUUUUUGAUUAAUUUUGCUGUUAUUUUCCCAUUAAUUUGUGUUCAAGUCAUUGUGAUAAAGACCUUACAGUACCAACUGAAACGAUGUCGAAUAAUGUGGAGAACCUGUCGCCGCAAAUUAUUCGUGGUGUUGUUAAGGAAAUGCAGGAUCUAGUCAAUUCACCACCUGAAGGAAUAAAAGUUCAAAUAAACGAAGAAGACGUGACCGAUAUUCAAGCAUUCAUUGAGGGGCCUUCGGGUACACCUUACUUCGGUGGUAAUUUUAAAGUAAAACUGUCCCUUGGCAAAGGAUUUCCAACUGAACCGCCUAAAGCUUAUUUUCUUACCAAAAUUUUCCAUCCAAAUGUAGCGGUAAAAGGGGAAAUAUGUGUUAAUACCCUAAAAAAGGAUUGGAAAUCUGAUCUCGGAAUUAAACACAUUUUACUUACCAUAAAAUGUCUUUUAAUAGUACCAAAUCCAGAAUCAGCUUUAAAUGAGGAAGCGGGUAAACUUUUGUUGGAACAUUAUGAUGACUAUUUCCAGAGAGCAAAGAUGAUGACUGAAAUACAUGCCCAGCCUCACAAAAGUAAAGGAGUGCUCACAGAAGGGCCUUUGGCAAAAAAAUUGGCUAGCGACAAAAAUAAGCUAACAGCUGAAAAAAAAAAGUUAAAAGACAAGAAGAGAACACUCAAACGUUUAUGAGAGCCUGCGUAAUUAGCUAUUUGAAUAUGUUUUUUUUUAAUUAAUUUAUGAAGCAUUUUUAGACCUUGAUUUCAUUGUUUUCCAAAUGUGUGUGUUUUUUUUAGCACAUUUUUUGUAUUGCGAAGGUGGUAUUCAGUUUGUUGACGGUGUUUGUGUCUGUGAAAUCAAAAUGUUACAUUGGUCAGUGUCUUUGGACUCGGAGCUUCUGGCUCUGAUAGAGUUUUGUAAGCUACUCCAAUUUGUGGGUUUGAAUGAAAAAAUGUUAGGGCAUAUCUUAAGGAUGUUGACUGGAGGUACUCAAAGUCUGAAGUUUCAGGAAUCAAAAUAAGUGGCAGUGAAAUUAUUAACCUAUCAUUUCCUAUGACCAUUAGCAGCAUUCUAAAUACAAUUGAUGCCCACAAAUUUAUAAGGGGAUAGCCAUUUAUUUUGUUAACGAGAGUACAAUGAUUUUAUUAAUUUGUUUUAAGUGAGGCAUUUUUUUUAUGUUGUAGUGCAAUUAAAUCUUGAUUUCAGACUAUUUUCUAAGUACAUUGAAAGUUCCAUUCAAAUUGUGUUUUUGUAGUGUUUAAUUUUUGUCACUUUUGAAUAAAUUAAUUCCAUUUAAUUGUGGUAUUAUAAUGCGAACUUAAUCUUAAAUUAGAGUUUAUUAUACUUUUUAAAAAACUUCUGGAUUCCUCCUGCGUCGGUUUUUGUUGACUCGAACUUGCUAACGUUUCGGCAAUCAUGACAGUUUCACUCAAGCUCUGAAGAAGCCAACGGGAUGAUUGGCAAAACAUUAGCAAGUUCGACUCAGCAAAAACCGACGCAGGAGGCAUCCAGAAGUAUUACAGUAGCCAACAGUAGCCAGUGGAAGUUUCUUUUAAACAUUACGAGUUUACCAUCUAUUUUUUUCAUGCCUUUUGUUUAAUCCCCACAUUAUAGGGCCGCAUUGUAUGAUUUUUAUGAACUUUUUUCUAGAAGCAUAUUAAGAGAUCAUCGCCCAAGUGUGUGGAUGCUACAUAACUUUUUUAGAAGCGAUUUUCGUAGAAAGCUUAUUAGCAAGUAUUUUUAAAUUAAAAAAAAAAUUGUACUCAAACACCCAAAUUCCUCUUUACCUCUUUAGAUAUAUUUUCCAGAAAUUUUUAAAUUUAAUUUAAUUAAUUUAAAUUUUAUUUUUAACUCGAAUUGUAUAAGGAAAAUGACUAUAUGAACAAUUAUUCCUAGUUUAAAAUUUAAUGUCUAUUGCAGAGUUUCUUUUCUAGGCUAGCCACAAGUAAACAGAAGCAGAUUAGUUCAAGAGAAUAAAAACGAUUUUAUUAACAUAAAUAAUUUAAAAUGGUAAUUACGUUUUGACUAUAUUAUAAAGGACUUUUAAUGAAAUGAAAUAAAAAUAUUAAAAGUUCUGGUUAGAAGGAAAUAGAAGUUUUAAUAGCUUAAGAAUCUUCAUUUUGAACUAGAUAAUUAAAAAAAAGAGAUUUGAUGGUUUUAGAAGGUAGAAAAAAUAUAGCGUCAUAUUUUCAAACAAAAAAUUGCUAAAAAAGCUUGUACAAAAAUCGUGUCUGAAGAAAAUUAACAUGCACGCUUAAAUAACCUUCACCCCUAAAAAAUUAUUUCAAGUCGUGGACUCCCGGUUACAUUAACUGCGGUUGUUAGGUCAAUUUUAUACACAAUGUAGGAAUAGGUAGCACCUAUUGGAUGACUUCCAAAAACUUCAACUCCAUUGGAUUUUUUCGUCGGCUGAAGUUUCAUCAAAUCUGGUGUUUCCUACCUUGAGUUCGGCGAGUUCGACUUGUACCUCAGCAGCACCAUCUUUUCGAUCACGCGCCUAAAAAUUACCCACGGUUCGUAUACUCGCAAAGU
This is a messenger RNA of Cylas formicarius (sweet potato weevil), 2581 nucleotides long. Its product is annotated as ubiquitin-conjugating enzyme E2 S. The transcript is spliced from 6 exons. Lineage: Eukaryota; Metazoa; Arthropoda; Insecta; Coleoptera; Brentidae. Bases 146 to 742 code for a protein of 198 amino acids. The record is from RefSeq and is a predicted model, not a curated record.